AUGACGUGUAAAUCGGCAUACAGAACGGGAUCGAAAAAUGCUGAGGUACUGAAAUGGUCUGCAAUCAUAACCGGAACACUUGCUGAAAUUAAGGAUAUAAGCGAUUUUGAGCGAGUGGCUUAUGUACGGGACUUUAAGAAAUUCCUUGAAGAGGCAUUGACUAUUAAACCGGACUCAUCAGUCUAUCAUAUGAACGGACGAUUUUGUUAUCGCAUGGCAACAUUAUCGGAGGAAGAAAAGAAAAAUGUAAUGAUUGCAUUUGAAGAACUACCAACGUGUACCAUUGAUGAUGCACUUCACAAUUUUCAUAAAGCUGAGGAAAUGAAUUCGGGACAUAUUGACAACCUUAUGUACCUUGGCAAAUGUUACAUUGCCAAAGGUGAUGAAUCGAAAGCGCAAAAGUAUUUGUUGCCUGUACUUGAAAUAACGCCCACUGAUGAGAUGGAUGAAGCAUUGAUUGCUGAAGCACGGGAACUUUUGGCUGGUAUCAAGGAAUAUGUUCAGAGUCAAAAUGAAGAAAAUGGGAAGGAAAGCUCAGACCAGACGGAUAUGGAAGAAACAGAAGAUGGCAUUGAUUCGACCAGCGGCUAUUCCAAGAAUGCUACAGAUUGA
Molecule: messenger RNA, 612 nt
Organism: Cercopithifilaria johnstoni
Lineage: Eukaryota; Metazoa; Nematoda; Chromadorea; Rhabditida; Onchocercidae
Source: the annotation of a GenBank genome assembly